ACUUAAUUAUUUUGUCGAAAAUUGAGAAAUUAAUUUUGCAACCAAAAAGAAAGCUAGACAGUUACGCGACAACGUGAAUUUGUCACGUUCCGAGGCUCCUUAGAACACCGUUAAGUAAACAGAUUACGAACAGUUUAUCAGGUGCAUUGAGACGCCUCCGUUUGACCUAUUCGUCGCCGCGGAAAAGUGAUGAAUCGUUCUCGCGUGCGAAAUUAUGCAGUUAGGUGGGACGUUCAGAAACGAUAUCGUUUCCGGCGAAACGACGAUAAGUCAACAUGAAAUACCGCCUUGGCUCGCGGAUCACUGACCGUCCCGGACGGACAGACGGAUCCUGUAUUUAUCAUCUUUGUGUCUGCCGGCUGUUAUUCGAAUCUUCUUACGCCAACGUUAUAAGUGAAAGUUAGCAAGUAGGACGCGCGACGUCCAAUCUGAAUGCCUGGACGUGCGCCAGAGAGACUCGAGUCGCCAUCACAAGUGCCGGAACAUCGGCUAUCGCCAAAUUAAUGAAUAAUGUUGAAAACCUAAGGCUUGCGUGCAAAUGAACAACGGAUUCUCUCACGACUUUCGAAAUUAUAUGACUCCCUCGUCAUUUCACUUCUCUCGUAACGCACGUCUCGACUUUUUCCCCUUCGAGCGAUCGACAGCCGGCUCGAAGAGGGUCAGAAGGACGAUGAAAAUCUUUGAUGAUCUCGCCGAUCUGGAACGAUCUGCGGUUGCGCAAGUGCUAACACGAGGAGCGAGUGCUCUGCAUCGCUUUUGCGAAGCACUUUUGCAAUCGGGGGAGGGCUCUACCAGGUCAUCUCGUUCAAUUGCUCUACUGGAUCUACCGUCUUUCGCAACGGCCCACACGACUUAUACAUAAUCCUCUGUAAUUUCUUGCGAAUGAGUAGGUUACCUCAGACAUUGCAGAUGUUCGACAGAUCGUGCUUGAAUAAAAAAACGUUUCAUGUAAUUAUAGGUCGACGGUGUAAGCGGAUCUGAAUAACGUCUGAUUUCACGCGAAGUGUAGGAAAAAAAUUUUUUUUUGUAUAGAACAUUUCGCACACUGUUUGAAUCAGAUAUUUAUGAAAGAACGAUGUCUUGUAUAUCUUCGAAAAAUGUAUAAUUAUUUUUCUAAAAUCCUUUUUGUUACACUUUUGAGAGUGCCAUGAAAAAUGGUUGUACAUUUUCUACAGAAAAAAGGAACGGAAACGGUUUCUGUCCUUGCACCUUCACGAAAUUAACUAAGAUUGCAUCGCUUUCAGAGAAAUAAUUUAUGGCGGUAUGUAACGGGUUUGCACUAUCUAAAUGCACGUUUGUGAAUGUGAGUUCAGUUAUUAUUUCGAAAGAGGCAAGAACCGCAGGAAAGUCAAAGCCUGGAAGAAUGGUAAUGGUAAUAUAAUUGCGAUCGCCUUAAUUGCAUCCGUUCAUAACGGAGACUGAUUUGUGCGACGAGUGCGUCUCAAUUAAAAUUAAUUAAUCAUUAUACAAGUCGCAACGAGACAACCGAAUCGAUCGGUGUAUCCUUUCUCGCGUUUCAAGGAUCAUUGAACGAAUCGGAAACGAUCGCUUGUCUCGAGGAAGUCGCGACUUAGCUCAGCGAAAGUAAUCGCCUCCAGAUUGUGUGCCGCAUUAAAACUCGACGCGGUUCUCUUUCACCGAAUAGGCCUCCGCGCGAGAGACUCGCGCGAGAAGGAGAGGAAGGAAGAUGGGUUUCGGUUUCGAUGGGCCUUGGAGGUCGCGGAAAAGUGAUGGCGCUUAGUAUAAUAGUCCCCACUGCCGAUCUCCCGACGGGGAAGAUUUGAAGAAAGUCGUCGUUGUAUGAAGAGGAUGCGCUCCGCGCCGCACGUAUCUUCUCUUUCUUUUUUUUUCUCUCCACGUACAACCCGUCCACGUGUACAACGGACACGAACACGCACGAGGUGAGCGCGCAUCGUGACGGGGGACCCCGGAGAAAGGUGCUGCUCCACCGUCUUCGAUAUUAGAGAGGAGCUUCUUGAGGAACGACGGCCGGGUCGCGGUGGUGGUGGCAUCGGGUUGGGAGAAACGGGCCCCUGCGCCCGGUUUGUCCCUCAGUUCCCAUGCGAGACUCCAGACGGUAUCGUCCGGCCAGGUACGUCCGAUCGUUCCGCGCGCGGUGUCAUGCCGCGAGUCAGCCGCCUCUAAUCGGCCGGUGAGAAGUGUGUGAUUCUCCCCUCUCCUCCUCCCCCUCCCAUUGUGUGAGGAAGUACACAAAGACGAUCACAGGAUGCGGUUCGUCAAGCUGACACUCUUGGCGUUUCUCGCCGUGGCGACCUCCGCCAAGGAGGAGAGCUCGUCGUCGAAGAGCCGCGAUAAACGUCAGCAGCUUACCUUCCACCUGCGAAAAAGCCGUUUGCCGCCGUACGCGGUUCAGAUGGAACCAAUAGUGCAGUAUUCGCAGAGAGAUCCCUUGUACAAUCCCUUAGCGAGUCCGAAGAACGACGAUUUAUACGAGGAGACGCCGCUGAGCUACUAUCAACAGGAGCCCGAGCCGAUAAUCGAGAUCAUCAUCAAAGAAUCCAAUGAAUCCCUGCCGACGCCGGUGCCUCCGUCGUCGCCGCCUCAGCCGCGACCGACGAAGGAACCCAUCCAGGUGUUCUACGUGAAGUACGAGAAGAAAAAGGGCUAUGGCGAUAAAACCCGCGUCGUCUACGAUCCGCCGAUACCGGCGCUGACGCCGGUGGAGGAACAUGAAGAAAUCAAGCCGGACAACUCGGUGCCGUACGAGGAAGAGCCGACGUACACGGCGACUCCGGCGCCGGCUCCGGAGCCGUCGACGACCUUGCGCGCUAUUAUCCGACCUGAUAGCGAGGUGUAUCACUCUGGAAGCAGUGGCAUUCGCGUGACUUUCGGCACCGAGCAAGUGCCGCCGAACAGUCACAGCAAGCGCAGCGAUCUGGAGACACCCAGCAGCAGCACACAGCAACAGCAGCAGCCGCAGCCGCAGCAACAACCGCAGCAGCAACAGAAGCAGCAGCAGCAGCAGCAGCAGCAGCAGCAGCAUACUAGCAAGCCGACGGCAUCACCGGGGUCACCGAAGAGACAACACGGCCCGUAUCAACCUCUGCAGCCGCCGGUGUCUCCAUCAAUACGAGUGCCGCCCGCGUUCCCGCAACAGCGGAUCGUCAACUCGUUUCCGCCGCAACAGCAAGCGCUACAACAACAGGCUUUGCAACAGCAGCCGACGUUUCUACAGCCGCAGCAGCAGCAGCCACAUCAUCAGGCAUUUCCACCUCAGCAAGCUUUGAGAAAUCCACCGCCGCCGCCGCCACCGCCGAGACGCCCGCAACGGCAUCCCAUAACGAUCCAAGGUCUUCCGGAAGUACAACAACGCGCGCCGUUCCAUAGUUUCGGCCCACCGCCGCAUCGCGUUAAUAUCAAUCACCCGCAGCAGCCAGGAUUCCCACCGACGCUAUCGGUGUCGCAUCAGAGCGUGAACCUGCAGAAUCAGCCGCUGUCGUUGCCGCCGUCUGGCUUCAGCGCGGAACCACCGCAGCAACCUCUGUCGAUUAGACCGAGCGGUUUCAAUGCGGAACCGCCGCAGCAACCACUGUCGAUUAGACCGAGCGGUUUCAAUGCGGAACCGCCGCAGCAACCGUUGUCGAUCAGACCCGGCAGCUUCAACCCAGAACCGCCGCAACAAUCACUGCCCAUUAGGCCGAACAGUUUCAACGCGGAACUCCCUCCGCAAUCGCUGUCUCCGUUCAAGCAACAGGAACUGGAGAAGCAGCGAUAUCACGAGCAGCGACGACAGCAGGAACUGCUGAAGCAGCGGGAGCAUCAGCGGCAGCACGAGCAGCAACGGCAGCACGAACAGCAACGGCAUCAGGAACAUCAACGUUUCCUGGAGCAACAGCGACAGAUCGAACAGCAGAGAUUAUUGGAGCAGCAAAGGCAGCAAGAGCAUCAGAGGCAACAGGAGCACCAAAGGCUCCAGGAGCAACAACGUUUGCAAGAACAGCAGCGGCUGCAAGAACAACAACAUCUGCAAGAAUUGCAGCGAUUGCAAGAGCAGCGCAGGCGAAAGCAGGAGCAAGAGCAGAAGCUUCUUCAGGAGCAACAACGAUAUCGCGCACAAUUCAAGUACAAUCAAGCUCAGCUGCAGCAAUCGCAAUUACAAUCGGCGCAACGACCAGCCGGUGAAAUCUUCAAGGCUGUUCCGAAGCUAGAACAGCAUUACGCGAUCAGAGAGAAUCCUCUUCAUCCUGGUCCGUUCCCGCCGAACUCCGCGGUGGUGCAAACUACCCCGUUCCCCGAAAUCGCUCAGAAUCACUUCGCCUCUGCGCAGUCGCCGAACGCUCUUCAGGAUUUCCAACAACUCUCCGGCAACGCACCGAAUCACUUCAUCUCCAGCGAUAUUCUGCAGCAGCAGCAUCAACAGUUGAACGCGAAGCAUCAGUCUUAUCAGAAUAAUCAGCACAGUUUCUUCUCGCAAACCCUACCGCCGACGCCGCAGCAGCGACCGCAACAGCGACCACAACAGCGGCCGCAGAGCACUUCGUCUCUGCAGCAAUCGUCAUCGAUAUGGGGCGGUCGCCCGAUAUUCAACUCGAAUCCCUCGCAGAAGAUCUAUGCGACGCCGGUCAGUCCGUCCGAGGAGUUCGAGUCGCCGUCGACCGCGAGAACUUUCCUGCCGACGACAACGACGACGACAACGACAACCACCACCACGACCACCGAGGCGCCAACUACGAUCCCGCCGAACAAGGUGGCGAAGAUUCAAGAGAACAUCGCCAAUCUACCGGACGAGGUGCCCGACGAUAUCAGGGAGCAGCUGUUGAGUUCCGGGAUUUUAGGUAACGCCGACAUCCAGAUCCUCGACUACGACAAGAUCGGCGACAUACCGAUCGAGAAACUGCCGCCGGAGGCACUGGCGAAUUUCUACGGAGCCGGAGGCGGUACGGCACUCGCCGCUGGUAGCGAGCCCGUGCCGUCGAUCGCCAAGAGACCGCCGACGAAGACGACGCAGCAGGUGAGCGGCGUUUCGCCGCCGAAGAAGGCGACAGCGGGGACCGCCGGCGGCGGUAGCGGCGCGACCAAGUUCGAGCCAGCCACCUUGCGACCCGGCGGCGUGGAGAUGAAAGUAGUACGCUUCGAUCCCAAUACGGAGCAAGGCCGGACCGUGGCGCAGCAGCACAUACGGGACGACGCGACCCGGCUCGAGCCGGUGACCGUGGGAGCGCGCGGGGAUGGCGCUCAAUACAAUCGUUACCUGCCGCUCAAAGUGAGUGGCGCGUCCUUCCCAAUACCGGAUACGCCGGAGCUUAACGGCCGUAGGAUCACGAGCGUCGUGGUACUGGCGCCCGUCGACUACGACUUUCCCGACGAGGCGAAGCAGAUCGCGGAGUCGCAGCGGCAGAGCAGGAAGAUCGACGGGGACGCGCAGCCAGUCAGAUUUUUCGCCGGCGACACCCUCAAGCAGCUCGUGAAGAAGCCCAGCGCGGAGAACUACAAGAAGUGGCUCGAACAGGAGAGUCGCACCGAACCGCAGAGGCAGUCCGUCGUGCUUCUGGUGACGAUACUGAGAGACGGUGAUGGUCAGGGUGACAAGGAAAUCUUCAUGUACGACGUGACCUCAGGGUCUGUCAGCAAACUGGCCGGCGAUCUCUCGACAGCCUUUGUAGACGCUGCCGAGAGCAACUCCGACGGCACUGCUUCCAUGGAUGAUUCCACCUUCUCGACGUAUUAACUUGUCUCGUAAAUCUCCUUUUAAUAUUUAAAACGUAAUAAUUUAUGGCCAUGGAAAGCGCGGAAUAUUUCGUGAAGAUUUUAUUAUAUUCUACUACGUUUUGGUAAUUUUAUAUCGCAAAUUUAUGACAGUUAAAAAUAAUUUUCUCCUUUAUCGCGAUAAUAGAACUAAACAUUUUGUAAAUUAUUUAAUUUAAAUCAAAUUUUAUUUUUAAUUCUUUAUCAUUCUGCUGAAUAGACUCUAGAUUUAAUUACACACAUUGAUGCGACAAUGAAAGAAUUUCAAUAAUGAAUACUAAUUUAAAAAGUGGUGGAUUUCUUGGGAUAUUGGAUUACAUGACAUGUUUCUCUUGAGAGUAGAGCAAAAAUAAAGGAAAGCAAUUAAAUAUAUGAGGAAAAAAUUGCGACGUGGGAAAUUAUUAGGAACUCAUAAGUAUCCUUGUAGAUAUCUUAAUUAUGUAUUAUUAUGUAUAUAUAAGGAUAAUUUUGUACUUUUUUAUACAAAAUAAAACGCAAUGUCUUAAUA
Linepithema humile (Argentine ant) is the source of this 6214-nucleotide messenger RNA. Its product is annotated as protein PRRC2C-like. The record is from RefSeq and is a predicted model, not a curated record. NCBI's taxonomy places the organism in Eukaryota, Metazoa, Arthropoda, Insecta, Hymenoptera, Formicidae. Gene Ontology annotation, cellular component: microtubule cytoskeleton. Gene Ontology annotation, biological process: microtubule cytoskeleton organization.